GUGCCAAAUGUGACCUAGGAACGAGAAAAGCUUGAGUCCUUAUAUUUAUAAUGAGUUUUGAGCUUCUUCUUUAGUUUUUAUAUGUGUUUCGUUAUUACUCCCUACUGUUAUGUGAUUAAGAAAGAAUUUUUAAAACGCGUAUAUAAUAGCUGUCUUGUUGGAUAGUACAUCGUUGCUGGAGUUUACUGUGCGCAACCAAACAGGGUGCUGGGUGAGCUUUAGCACAGCUACACAAAGGUCAUUUUGUAUUGGAGGAAAGUCUUUUUGCAGCUUUGUGGGCAAUUCUUCCGUACAAUCCCAGAAGGGGAGGAGAAUGACAUGUUUUGGCGAUACACUUCUCUAGGGGUGAUAGAGCGGAUUCGCAGUGUUUACACACGUCUAAUCAGAACUGGAGAUCUAAAACUCUGCGGGCAUUGGAAUAAUAACACUAAACAGAUGACAGAGUUUGAGGAAGUUGUGGGCUAUACAAUUUAGUUUAGUUGCAGCAAACGUGUUUGAUGUGCCUCUCUUAACUAAUCUAAGUAACUGUAGAAUAUACUGUUAGCGUGGGGGAAUGAUCAGUUUAAGUUAAUGGAAACAGCAUAUUUGAAAAGAACAAUCCGGAUUAAAGUAUAUUACUGUGCAAACAAAAUAACUUUAUAGUAGGUAUUGUCAUUGUUACUCUACCAAUUUAAAGAGUGAGAGAGAGAGUUAGAUUCUUAGACUGUAGUAAAGUCAUUUACGAAGUUGGUCCGGUGUUGAAAUACAAACUGCAAACAGAAACAAGAUCCGCUGUGAAAACAAACAGGGCUGAUAAUAUGGAAAGGGAAGAUGGAUAGAUAUGGGGCAUAUUGGACUACGCAGUAGUAACAAAAGGAUGGGCGAGAUAAGGUUGACAGCUGAAGAAAUGGUGUCAGGACUGAGGAGACAGAAGGUUGCUUGGUCUUUUUUCUUGGCCAAGUGUACAGCGUCUGUGGAAAACAUAUAUCGAAGUUGGAUGCCACUAAUGCUGCUGCUAUCAUUUUAGGGUCCAAGUGAUCCCAAGGAUUUAUUCAUUGGCUCCAGAUGGUCUUUGGGAUUUGCAGACUUAAUAAAUUCACCAUAAUGCUAGACCGUUCCAGCAGUCUGCAGUUGCUGUAGAAACCUUGGAAGACAAGUGUACAUUUCCUGAAGGUACCAGGGUUCACAAGAAUCUGUGAAUCAUGGAUGACAAGCCUGGUGUCCCGAUAAUUGAGUGGGAGCAUCUAGACAAGCAGAAGUUCUAUGUCUUUGGGCUGGGCAUAACAAUGAUGAUGCGGGUCAGUGUGUAUCCUUUCACGCUCAUCCGUACCCGGCUGCAGGUACAGAAAGGGAAGAGCCUGUACACUGGCACCUUUGAUGCUCUCUUCAAAAUCUUGCGAGCAGAAGGCAUAACAGGCCUUUAUCGAGGUUUCUUGGUAAACACCUUCACGCUAAUUUCUGGACAAUGCUAUGUGACUACGUAUGAGCUUACUCGGAAGUACGUAUCGCAGUAUAACAAUAACAACACAGUCAAGUCUCUGGUUGCAGGGGGCUCAGCCUCUCUAGUAGCUCAGAGCAUUACCAUCCCUAUAGAUGUUGUAUCACAGCAAUUGAUGAUGCAAGGACAAGGUGAGGCCAUGGCCAGAUUUAAAGUGCAGACACAUGGAAGAAAGCACAUAAUUGUUUUUGGACAGACCAAGGAUAUAAUUAUGCAGAUCUUCAAGGCAGAUGGCAUAAGAGGGUUCUACAGGGGUUAUGUGGCAUCACUUCUUACCUACAUCCCUAACAGUGCCCUCUGGUGGCCUUUCUAUCAUUUUUAUACAGAGCAGCUGUCUUAUUUGACACCCAGCUGGUGCCCAUACCUCGUGCUUCAGGCAUUUGCAGGACCCAUGGCUGCGGCCACAGCAUCUACCCUUACCAACCCAAUGGAUGUCAUCCGAGCUAGAGUCCAGGUGGAGGGUCGGAACUCCAUACUGAGUACCUUUAAGCAGCUAAUGGCUGAGGAGGGUCCUUGGGGCCUGAUGAAGGGACUGUCUGCUCGCAUCAUCUCUGUCACACCCUCCGCCUUUGUUAUCGUAGUUGGCUAUGAAACACUGAAGAAGCUCAGCCUCCGCCCAGAACUGGUGGACUCCAGACAUUGGUAAAACAUAGGAGUAAUGCAGAUGUGGCUUCUUGGAGAGGACAUUAGAGUAACAAAAAAAAGGCCCACAAAACAGAAACAAUUGUGAAUGUCUGAUUCUUACUGUUAUAGAAAGGGACUUUGAGCAUACCUAAACUGAACUGAAGAUAUUUGCUGACUUCUCAAAUGAGGCUUUUAUACAAACAGCAGGACAGCAGAGUCUUCAAACAUUCACAGUUUUCUUUUUUUUUUUUUUUUUUUUUUAUUACCCACAAAGUUUUGUUCAAAGUUGCAUCUUGCUUGGCCUUAGUUGUCCUGUAUGUGCUGGCCACAUCUGGUUAUGAUAACAAAUUUACAGGAUACAUGGAUAAACCUGUUCUUCAAAAACCUAUGACUGAUGUUUAUUAUCCGAUAAAAUUACCACUGGCGUUCUGAUGACACUUCACAUCAACUGGGAGUUGCUUACCAACGUUACCUCUUGGCUGAUGGUUGCAUUCAAGUGUUUUUAAAGAAGUAUGAUUUCUGUGGUGUUAAUUUAUUUUACAUAAUUUUUUUAAGUUAGUCCUUAAUCUGGGAACUUAAUUUAAUAGAGGCAUUCGUUGGCCUUUGUAAGUAUGAAUGUUCCACGACUGCUGACUUUUGGUUUGUUUUUGUAUUCAGGGCCACAAAUAUUCAGGUAUUUCAGUGGGGAGUGAGUGGCUGGGAUCAGGUCUGGGGGGAGUGAAAGAUUUCCUGAGUAUUUUCAUUUGGUAUUAUACAGUGCAUUGUCUGAAUUAGUCUGAGUAUAUGUGUCUGUUUGUUCUGAAUUAACUUAAAAUCCACUUUCAGCCUGGAGUGAAUCUAUAACUGCUGGAUAUCUGCCAAAAUGAACACCACUUUGUCCUAAAACAAUAAGUUAGCCGGGACAUUCCUGGAGAAGUGUAGAAGUGUCAUUAUAGUAAUAAUCCCACACGCACAAGGUGUGGCCCCUCACCUGCCUCGCAGCUUAGUGUGUAAGUAGAACCUUCUAAUCCUUGUAGGAAAGGAUUCUAUUGUAAUGGCUUGGUGACAGAUCACCAAAUCCCUUUUUGUGGCAGUUUAGAGAAGCAAUAUAACAUGAGAAGCAAUAUAACAUACCACAAAAUGUGCUGCUUAGUUUACAGUACAGAAGUGCAAGCUGCCGAAUUUUUUAAAUUGAUAUUUCAGAAGCAGUUAACUGAUCAGUGACCUUGACUUACCUGCAUUAACAGACAUGUCAAAUUUACAGCAUUCUUUGUAGUGUGGCAAGAUCAGAUGGUGCCUUAAUGUUGACACACAGAUUUUGCAAGUUUUAGGAGAGGUAUUGGUCCUGAGGAGCAUGGACAUUAUGGGUGGAUCAAGCAUUCAGUGAAUAGUUCUUACUCUGUUAGAAACCAGGCUUAUCAUGGACCACACUGUAGUAUUUAGUGCUGCAUUGUAGAAAGGUAUGGAUGGCAGUACAUGUGCAAGUGUAUCACGAGGUGGGGUCUUCAUGGUGCUGAAGAUGUCCGUGGUGAACACUUGUUACAUUAAAACACAGUCGAAGUCUUGAGAACAUGAUUAAAAAUAAUUGGGUUCAUAUUGAAAUCGGGUGCCCUACACCCAAAUGUCAUCAAUUAGGUGCUUCAUCUUGACCCAUACUUUUGGGGACACUGAUCUUACAAGACCAGGUAACCAAAUGGAGCAUAUGCCAACAAUGGAAAAUGGGAAGAAGGAAAAAAAAAGGUGAAACAGCUUAAUCAAUUCUCUUUUGAUCAUGUCCCCUCUGUGUCAUGUACUGGAAAAAAUGCUAAUAAAAAUCCUGAAUCAUUGCUUUUCAUAAAGCGAGCAUGAUCCCUUCCAGUUUAAAUAAGGGAUAGACAGACAGACACUUUCACUUGUACUCUUCUCUGUUUCUGUGGCACAACAAGUGUAGGUUAAUCAUCUUCUUUUGAAGUGUUCUGGGAUUGUUAAAGGCUAGGCUGCUUGAUACUCCAGGUUAGGAUGUGUAACACUAGCAUUUCUCAGUCGAAAACUGGAAAUGCGUUGUGUGUAUAAAUCAAAAUGUCUUGCACUAAAGUAGUGUCUGGUGUAUUAGAUGAGAAAAGGAAUAUUUUGCAGUAUUAUAACUGGAGUAUCAGAUAGGUCUCUACAGGUUUAGUCUAGACAGAUCAGUGCAGCUUGUCUUUGUUACACUUUGGCAAUAUAAAAAGUGCACAGCUGAAGCAUAUCUGAUGUACUAUAGCCAUGCUGUUAUGGCACUUGGCUAGUCAUGAUUUACCUGUCUUUUUCACGGUUUUAUGUUUGCCCUUUACUGUUUUGCCCUAGUAGUGGCAUUAUUAUCGCGUCAGGAGAUGACCAUUUUUAAACUCCCUUAGUGUCAUCCUGAAUAACAGGAGCUUUUUAGCUGGUCUUGCUUGAAGUGGUGCUUGCAGUGGGUCAUUUGCUCUUCUGUACGAAUGUAUGACUUUGCCUUCUGUAGUUCAUUCAGAAUUAGGACAGCUCUGCAUAUGCACUGUUGGGGUUGUGGCAGUGCUGUUGCUGUGUGCCACGGCUGUGACAGCAGCAUGUGCUGCCCACUGUUACUUCACCCUUCAGGAUGCUGUAUAUUGUAGCACUGCCUCCCAUUCUGGGCACUCACAUCCUGCAGAAUGAGCUGACAUCCUAGCAAGGGUCAGCAGCAAUGGAAGAUGCAGGGCAUGCAUUUCCUUUAGGACAUUUAGGUCACUGUGAGAUUUGUAUACUGUCUUGUAUUGCAAAUCAGUCUGGUGCUUAUUUAGUGGGAAUUGAGUGUUGAGUCUAGCAUGAAUGCAUAUCUCAGUAGGAUUUACAUAAUACCUAAUUUGAUGUGGCUUUGGUCACUGCAGGUGGUUACAUUUGGAAAGAUAUGCUGAUUUUCUGUUUGCUGACAGUAACAUUAAAGUCAGCAAAUGGAAUUUUGUUUUCCUUAGUUGCCUUUCUUGUAUAAGAGUGCAAUUUGAUGAAGGUUUAUUAUUUCAAAGGGGUCUGCCACAGAGGAAAGCAAAACUGCAUGAACAUGCACUGCCUCGUGUUCUGUUUAUUGACCUGAUUGCUGUCUGCACUGAGGCUGUCAGGUUUUGUAAAGAGAGAGAUGCUGGCUAUGCCAAUGAAGUAAACAUAUGAUGAAACCAAUAUAACUGUUCAGGACUUUUCACCAAAAAGCUGGUUUGAUUUUGGAGACCUUCUGCAGUGGACAGCUGCUGCCAUUUCUUCUUCUUCUGCAGUCCUUAGCUCUGCAAUGGUUUCUGUCUCAUUCACAUGUUUUAGGAACAUGUGUGCUUUCUGCAAAUACAUGCCAUACUAUACAAAGGGCUAGGAGAGCUUUGCCCACCCUUGUUCUACUCAGUUUCCUCUCUGCUGCUUACGCAUCUUGGAACUUCAUUCCAUGAUUGUCAUGGAAAAAUAUAGUUGUGUGAUGCAUGAAACCUUCCAAAUGUUCUGUGGUCACCAGACCACUAACAAAUAUCCAUAUCUUACCCACUAUAAAUAAGUGACCAGUCUGUAAAACAUAUUUUGCAGUGCAGAGCUAUGGCUAGGCUAAAGUCUGUCUGACAGCAAAGGCAGUGGUAGAAACGAAAUGAGUAGUACAGUCCUUGUUUUUGCUACCUGGGUGAUUAGCAUAAUCACUGCAAUAAGUGGCAGUGAUUCAGCCUUGCAUUCUGGAAGCCCGUUUAGCUUGACUGAAUUUGGUGAUAGCUGAGGGUGCCCAGAGCAGGGAUCAGCUCAAGGGUCCCUUGCAGAGCACCAGCGAGUAUAGAGGGAAUGCAUCAGAGAGGAGUGAAACCACAAGUUCUUAGGGCAGCUUCUUAAUACUCUAAUACAACUAAUAGUUACACAGAUCAAGAUCCAGAAUUAGCACAGUUGUGAAAAUGUAAAAAAAAAUGCUUUCUUUAUGUUCAUAAACGAUAUCAUUAUUUAACUCAAAAGUAGAAUAAAUAGGCUUACGGUUACUGAGAAAAUCCUCUUUUACACAAAAUUGAAAAGUGGCUUACUGAACGGACUGAAAAAAAUAAAAGUGUACCUAGAAUAAAAGAGCUGUCAUGCCCUCAUUUGCAUUUCUUCAAACUGCUGUGAAGUAAUUUGUGGCAAAAUGGUUGACUUUAAAGCUGCUCAAAGAUGUCUUUGCUGUUAGCCAGGGUUUGGGGAUUUCAAAACUGAGAAAAGCUGCUUGAUGGAAGAAGCAGUAUGUACUGCUGUCUUGCUUUUGGUGUGGGGGGGUGGCAGGUGUUGUGGAAGCAGCUGCUUAUGUAGUAGUUUAGCGGCGAGUAUAGUGAUAUUAUGACACGUUACAGCAGUACCUUAUGCCACUACAUGUGGCAGUUCUGCUGCAAGGAGUCAACAGGAUGACCACUUACAACUGUGAUACUUCAGUGAUGGUAGUAGGACUUGUGUAGUACAGUCCUUGUUGUCCAGUGCAAACUACAAAAACAUGAGUAAAAGCCAAGUGUUCCAAAUGCAAGUAAACAUAAACCCAAAGAUCACUGGCAGAGGAUACAGUAGUCUUUCAGAUUUAUUCAAUGAAAGUAUGUAAGGAAUGAAAGUGCUCAGUAAAUCUGGAAGAAUACAUUCUAUGACAGUGUUGUUAUGAUUUGUUAGCCUGGCCUGUGGUUUUCAUCACAAGGGGAUUACCAGUUUAAUUACAUGUAAAUUUGUGUGCACAUCUUUGAGUGAGCUGAGUUUUAAAGACAUAUACUGCCACUGUGUACUAACACCAGGACAAUAUUCAGGAAACCAAUAUUGACAUCUAACUGUUACUGCAAUUAAUCAGUAAAUCCGAUGAUUUUGCACUAGGAUGACAGAUGGCCUGUUAUUUUUUGAGGUUGAGUAAUGUCUUCAUACCUAUUCUUUGGUAUUGUUCCAGUGUUUUAGAAGAUUAAAAUGAUUCUUGUCCCUAAUAUUAAAAGAAGAAAAAGUGAACAGUAAACAAUUCUGGAUAAUUAAGUUAUCUAAUAUAUUAGUGAUUAAAAAAGUGCUGUUUUUCAGAAAGUUAUUUUUACUGUCUUAAUAGUGGAAAAUAAAUGGUGAAUUCUUUGUAAGUCA
Protopterus annectens (West African lungfish) is the source of this 7135-nucleotide messenger RNA. It is a transcript of the gene SLC25A44, whose product is annotated as solute carrier family 25 member 44. The record is from RefSeq and is a predicted model, not a curated record. Bases 1182 to 2123 code for a protein of 313 amino acids. NCBI's taxonomy places the organism in Eukaryota, Metazoa, Chordata, Ceratodontiformes, Protopteridae. Gene Ontology annotation, molecular function: branched-chain amino acid transmembrane transporter activity. Gene Ontology annotation, biological process: branched-chain amino acid catabolic process. The transcript has 5 exons. Gene Ontology annotation, cellular component: mitochondrion.